Messenger RNA from Amoebophrya sp. A120, 637 nucleotides. NCBI's taxonomy places the organism in Eukaryota, Dinophyceae, Syndiniales, Amoebophryaceae. The record is from the annotation of a GenBank genome assembly.
GCUCUUGAACAGCAAGGUUGGAGGCGUUCACGACGACGUGGCGGGAAGUGCCAUGAUGAUGUCGCAGUCCAAGAUGUUCGACUUUGAUGCCCAGCACUUCCACUUGCAGCACACGAUGAAGAAUCUUCACAGCAGCGAUAUGAUGAAGAUGCCAAAACUCAACAUCAACGACCAUCACGACAGCCAGGCAGACGUCGACUCUCGCGACAGUUUUCAUUCACUGCAGCCCCUGUCCCGUUUACAGGCGGUCUUAGUGGCCCUUGCAACCGGAACCUUGCAAGCCUUUCAACACGGAUGCUACCACCCUGAGCAGGGCGGGAACAAACAGCAGAUGACCAAGAUCCAUUCGCACUUGCAAAACCCUUCGGUGACGCUCUACGAUCCCAGCAGAUUGGACGCCACGUUCAUGCGCAAGCUGGGUGGUCGUGCAGAGAAUGCAGCAAACAGAAACAAAAACCUUCAGAACUUCAUCCACGGAAACACUCUGCAACCGCAAGUCCGCGCUACCGACGUGGCUCUGGAUUUCAACGGGCCGUUUGAUAUGGCAAACGUCGACAUGUACGACUUCGGUAAGGCUACGAGGUUUGUCAAGGGUAGCGGCUUCUACCGCUCGUUUGAUGCCUGCGACGACCAAGAG